Messenger RNA from Exophiala xenobiotica, 2059 nucleotides. RefSeq lists its product as uncharacterized. NCBI's taxonomy places the organism in Eukaryota, Fungi, Ascomycota, Eurotiomycetes, Chaetothyriales, Herpotrichiellaceae. Gene Ontology annotation, cellular component: Golgi apparatus. Bases 727 to 1806 code for a protein of 359 amino acids. The transcript has 3 exons. The record is from RefSeq and is a predicted model, not a curated record.
AAAAAUAAUGGCCCCCAGUUUCCGUAAAGGCCGCAGCGGACCCUGACAGAGAGGCAGAGCGUUGGCAGAGGCUGGUGAAGCAUCCACGGCAUCUAAACGACUCCAUAAUUCUGCUCAGGCUUCCUCCUCCUACGCUCCUUCUGGGUGCCCCCGUACUACCGAAACACACGUACACAAUCCUCUGCUACCUGAUCCAACCUAUUCUUUUUCUAACUCGUAUCUUCUUCUCUGUUCAUCCUCAUCAUAUUCUCUCGCUAACAACCCACCUCACUUACCGGCUACAAUCACACAAACUCGACUUGUUCGAGCAUCCCCUCGCUUAGCACCACUGUCACCGAAGAGCGCAGACCACCAAUCCAAUACGUGCAUUUCCCCUCCUGAGUGUUUCAGCCGCAGGAUCCAACAGCCAUUUGCGCUUGAAUUUCGACGUCUCAACCAACACUUGACACCCCAUUCCUUCUCGAGCCCCGAAUAGAAUUUCUCGAAGCGCUCCUGCGACAGACUUCAGUCUCCUUUACCGAGUCUUGACGGCCGCCCGUCACUGCGCUAAACCUCGACUCCAGGUUGUGGUACAGUGGCAUCUGAAAACGAGCAGAGGACACCACCCAUUCGCGCUUCAAUAUCGCCAAAAUUCGCUCCCACGAGGCUCGUACUUCCCUCCUCGGAGGCCAGCCAAGUACUUAUCAACCUUUGGCUGGAGGUUACCACCAACGCGAAGGUUAUGCUAUGAAAGACUUCGAGAAAAGAAGAUCAAGAUCAAUCAUGUACACGCCAAAUUCAAAAUGGACUUGGGCUUUCAGCCUGAUCGCCCUGACCCAGGCAUGCAUAGUCCUCGCCUUCGAGUGUUAUGCUUUCGCUCAUUUUCAAAUCCGCCUGGAAUCCAGCAGCUCGCAUUUGACUGCUUCGCGGACGAUCCCUACCUUCUUGACUCUAUACAUUUUCGGCUUCCUCUACCAACUGCUCCUGGUCUGGGAUGCUCUCAGAAUGAAAAAUACUAUCCAGGUCAUUGGCUUGGUCAUGUACAAUGUCGGCCUGCUUAUCUACGGUGCGGUCCAGAUCUCGCAGAUCAAGGACGCUGUGUUUCAGCUGUCGCAUGACGACUUCAUCCAGAUGGAGGUUUGGAGCGACACAAAGCCUUUCUUGAUCGCCAUACCCGCUAUCAUUGCUGUGGGAACGGCUCUUCUGGCCGGCUGCGCCUGGAAACUCAACGAUGAAUUUGCCUGGACCAUCUACAAGCGCAUCUCGGCCGACUUGCGAAUGAAACGACGCUAUCUCCAAUACCAGAUCUAUAUCGCAUUGUUGAAAUUCGACUUUUUCUUCUUCCUCGGCUUCACGGUCCAAUUCGUUGUCAUUGUCACUCAGCGGCGAGCCGAAUUCGCUCUUACCAUUGCAGCCAUGCCGGUGAGCAUCUUCAUUCUCCUGGCCGCUGCGUGGUUUGUCCGAAGGGAGAACCUGAUAGGCACGAUCGGAGUUAUCAUACUCUAUUUUGCUGGUCUUGCCUACUUCAUCUUCAAGAUGGUCCGCAUGUAUUCACCAUCUCACGAAGGUCCUUAUCUUCCAGCCCGGAAGGAAUUGACCAGUUUCGCUGUCCUAACUAUCAUUUCUAUCCUACUCACCAUCACAAAUGCUUGCCUGUGCGCCAGUAACUACAAAAAGGGUCUCAAGCCCUACAUCUACAAGUCUGCAAGCAUUGAUGAAGAAGAGAAGCCAAUCGGAAGUGCAUAUGCACCAUACGCCACGGAAAUGUCGAGUGGCCCGAAGUAUGCGGCAUCACGACCUACAGCAAACAGAAUGGAGAUUGAUUGAACGAACUGAAUAGGACAUUUAUCGCCUUAUUCCAGGGCUUUAGCGGGCGUUUUCUCAGGUCGUCAUGUUUCCGACUAUGUACUCUAUUCACGAGGAGUUUUGGGCUUUCUCCUGUGACAAUAACGCAGUGUGCGAAUUGUGCCAGUGAUGGAUAUGAUGAGCUAUAUAUACCUCUCCGGCCAAAUAUUGUGGUCUGGUGGCUUGUUUGUGUGACGUACAAAAUGAAUGGUCCAUUUUCCACAUCAUCUACAAA